AUGCAAUCCACCUUCAACCCCAAGGAUUAUCCCAUCGUCGUCGCCAUCGACUUUGGAACCACCUUCUCGGGAUGCGCAUACGCCUACGCCCAGGACGACAAGGAGGUCAUCGACAUCACCAGCUGGCCGAAGCAGAAUAUCCAGUACCCAAAGACACCAACGCUCAACCUGUACAAGAAGGAUGACCCCGAGAACAAGCUGGUGGCAUGGGGCUGGCGUGCAAAGAUGGAGACACUAAAGCCCACCGCCAGACACCACACCCUCCUCUACCAAUAUAAACUCCACCUCGACGAGAACCAGCAAUCCGCCCCUCUCGACGUCGACAUCACCGUCCUCGAGGCCAUCUCCCACUACCUCGACGCCUUCCAUGAAUACGUCGUCGGCGAGAUCAUGCGUGGGUUCGCUAAAAACUUUCAGCGCGACCACUUUCGCUACUGUCUGACCGUUCCUGCCAUGUGGUCCGACAGAGCCAAGAACGUCAUGCGACAGGCAGCCGUUAAGGCCAACCUGAUCAAGGACACCGAUCAUCCUGACAGACUCAUGCUCAUUUCCGAGCCCGAAGCCGCUGCCCUCUACUGCGAGCGCAAGUGCGACCAGUUUGAUCUCGGCAACGGUGACCGAUUCAUGAUCUGCGAUGCCGGUGGUGGAACCGUCGAUCUCAUCGUUUUUGAAAUCGCCGUCACCAGCGCCGGACGUCGUCUGUCCGAGGUCACCAAGGGACACGGUGCUUCCUGCGGCUCCGUCUUCCUCGACCGCCACAUGCGCAGACUCCUCGAGGAAAAGUUUGGACACCACGCCGCCAACUUCCCCGCCAACAUCAUCCCCAACCUUGUCGACACCUUUGCCGACGUGAUCAAGCCCCAGUUCGACGGACUCGAGGAUCAAUUCUUGCAGCUCCCCGCCAACCGCUGCUUUGACGACUUGGAGGAUCCCGAGGCAGUCGGUAUCGAUGAUGGUUACCUGGUCUUGACCGCUGCGGAAUUGAAGGAAAACGUCUUUGAGCCCGUCGUCAAGGAUGUGCUUUCGUUGAUUCAGGAACAAUUGACCCAGGCCAAGGACUGCGCUGCCAUCUUCUUGGUCGGAGGAUUCGGUUCGUCCAACUACCUCUACAGCCGAGUCAAAGCUCAGUUCAGCAACCAGGUCGGCCUCAUUUCGAUCCCUCCUCGUCCCGAGUUGGCUGUUGUCCGUGGCGCUGUCUGUGUCGGAUUGAACCCCCGUGUGGUUACGUCGCGUAUUGCCCGUCGCUGCUACGGUAUUUCGUCCGACCAGCCUUUCGAAAAGGGCAAAGAUCCCUUGGCCAAGCGCAAGUUCGAGGUCAACGGAGUCUGGUGUAUCGACCGCUUCUCGCCCUAUGUCAAGAAGGGCCAAAAGCUCAAUGUGGACGAGUGCAUCUCGCGCGAGUUCUCGUUCACAAAGUACUCGGAGGCGCCCGAGGACUACAACAUUGCCCUGUACGCCGCCGACACCGACAACGAGCCGCCAAGAUAUACCACCGAUGCAGGAGUCUCCAAAUUGGCCGACAUCCCCAUCCCUUGUCCCCACUUGUCCACUUCCCGUCUUGGUUCCAUGGUCAAGGUCAAGGUCAACAUGAACUUUGGUCUGAACGAGAUCAAGGCCGAGGCGGUUGUUGGCGACAAGGUGUACAGCACUAUUCUUCAGUUCGAUGCUGUUGAUACAUAUUAA
This is a messenger RNA of Linnemannia hyalina, 1683 nucleotides long. NCBI's taxonomy places the organism in Eukaryota, Fungi, Mortierellomycota, Mortierellomycetes, Mortierellales, Mortierellaceae. The record is from the annotation of a GenBank genome assembly.